AGUUGCUAUUGACUCUGAUGUAGAUUUUAUUAUUUAUGCAGAUGAUACAAGUAUGAUCAUUUCUGAUUCAAAUAGUGAACGUCUUAUCAGCAAAACAAAUAAUGUCCUUUCAAAAUUAAAAACCUGGUGCAUAAACAAUUCCCUUCAUAUAAAUGCUAGCAAGAGCAAGGCUAUAAUAUUCCAACUACAUUCCAGAACUCAAGCAACCUCAUCCUCUCUUCUGAAAUAUGGCACUGAUAUUAUUCAAUAUGUUGAAAAUGUAAAAACUCUUGGUGUAUUUUUUUCUUAUAACAUGUCUUGGAACGACCAUAUUAGACACGUUCGCACUAAACUUUCUAGAAUAGUGGGUGUGUUAAAUAAAUAUAGAAACAUUUUACCCACAAGUGUCAAAAUUCAACUUUUUAAAUCACUAUUCUAUCCCAUCUUAUGCUACGCGCACCUAGUGUGGGGGUCUACCGGCACAACGAACUUAAACUUGCUUCGAAUAUUGCAAAAAAAAGCUCUACGAGCCAUAGCUAAUGUCUCUUCAACCUCUCCAUCCUUGCCACUGUUUGAGAAGUACUCCAUACUUGACGUUUCAAAAAUGUAUCCACAACGAUUAAUAUUAACAUUCCAGUCUGCCAUGAAAGGUAAAUAUGAUACUUUUCUCGCUAUUGCGGACCUUCAUUUGCACGAUUCCAUUCGUCAAACACGUCAGAUACAUCCAUGGCAUAUACCACAAUCACGAACUAACUUUGGACGUCAAAGAAUUAAACAUGCACUUCCCGAGCUACUAAAUCAUAUCGCAUCAUUAGGAAUUGAUGUUAUGUCAGUGGGCAGAAAUGAUAUCUCUUGCAUUGUAUAAUACUUAAAACAUACCUUCUAUUG
Messenger RNA from Ixodes scapularis (black-legged tick), 867 nucleotides. RefSeq lists its product as uncharacterized. The transcript has a single exon. The coding region runs from base 53 to 844 and encodes 263 amino acids. Lineage: Eukaryota; Metazoa; Arthropoda; Arachnida; Ixodida; Ixodidae. The record is from RefSeq and is a predicted model, not a curated record.